Molecule: messenger RNA, 1633 nt
Organism: Punica granatum (pomegranate)
Lineage: Eukaryota; Viridiplantae; Streptophyta; Magnoliopsida; Myrtales; Lythraceae
Source: RefSeq, a predicted model, not a curated record
AUAGGAGGCAACUGGACUAUUUGUCAGUUGGGAUGCCUUAUUGAUGACAUUGUAAUUCUUCGAGGAGUAAUUAACUAUGUUGGUCAUGUUACCUAUUUCGCCGUCCAGUUAUCAGAAGAAGAUCAUGGCAUAGGGGAAUAUUAGAGAACAUUUAGCUUACUUACGCCUUAGGUUGCUUUCCUCCAAUUUAUCUGAAAGAAUGCAUUGCAUUUUGUUCCAAAGGGGAGUAACUCAUAUGAUCGGUAGUUUUGUUGCAUUUUAUCUGUUAAAUAUGCGAUCAGUUGGUAAUGCAAUAGUUAUAUACUCAUCCACUCCUCUGUUUCUCUAGUUCCCUGCUUCCAUGCGAUGACUAGUGAAUCUUGCAGAUUUUGGACAAAUUGGACUGUUGGGUGUAUUUCCUUGAAAUAAAAGAGGUUAUUAUAAGUUCUUAAUACAUUCUCAUACAGAAAAGCGAAUCGCUUCUUUCAUGUAGUUAGAUCCGUUUUAUUUUUUUUAAUUGGUGGUCCAUUAACAGCCCAUGAGGUAAUGGAGUCUGACUGUGUCUGAACAUACGUGUGGAUGGAGGAAUUUGAAUCCAUGACCUUCUGUUCUACUUACAAAGCAUAUACACGUCCUAUUCACUUGUAUUAACCCUUGGCGGUUCACAUCUCACGAGAUUUACUAUAUAUUCUGCAUUACUUGGAUGAGAUGGUGAGAAUGUCUAGCACUGGACUGCUAUUUCUGUUCUUUAGUCCUUCUUGUGGAUAAUAUUCUGCUUAAUGGUUGAAUCGGCUAUUAGGAACCAUAGAUUAGUAGAAGAACCCAUGUUUAGCAUAUGGAAGUGGCUAUAGGAUCCACUUUUUGCUUUAUGAACGGCUGCUUUUUUCCACAAAGCUCCACCGGAUGUGUAUGCAUCAAAGGUAGAACAGAUGCUGAUAUCAGUUCUUUCCUCUCUGACAUGACAGUUGGAAAGUAGAAACCUUGUAUUAUAUAUCCAUGAAAUUGUCUGAUAAUAAGAGCCUCUCAACCGACUUAAGAUCACUAAAGCAAGAUUGCAUUCUGCCCCGACUGUUACUUUGAAAUCUCGGAAUAUUGUCAAAGCAAUGGCAAAGGCCAUCAUUGCAAGAACACAGGGGCUGCUGCUCAGCUCAUUGAAGCAGCCGAAGCAGGCCCGUAGAACUAUGAGUAGAUUCACUGGAAUUGAGCAGCAGCAAGAAAAAUCUGCAGAGCAAGUAGUCAGCGCCGUUGAAGGAGAAGAUGAGCUGCAAAAACUGCCACUGUGGGUACCUCAUCCGAGGACAGGGAUAUACUUCCCGAAAGGGCACGAGAGUGUCAUGGACGAUAUUCCCGAGGGCUCGGCUUCACUUGCUGAGACAUACUGGCUUAGGAGCAUUGACGGAGUGGACAAACCUGACCCCAAUCUAUGUUCUCACCCUGCUAUGUCAUAAAACCAUGUAAUCGCAUGAAUUAUUAGAAAAGGAGAGGUGGCUAGGAGACCACAUAUACUGUGCUUAUUAGCAGGGACCCCAGCAGCUGAAUGAAGAGCUGCUUUAAUCGAAUAAGGAAGAUGAGUACUACUAAUAAGCUCCCGGCAUCGCCUCGAAGGUGGGGGUGCCAGAUCACAAUCAAUAAGAAAAUAUCAAUUUCGUAGUCU